CACAAUGCAGUGUCAAAGACUCAAAGUCAAUUCAUUUUUUCUCUACGAGUCAAUUUCAGUGCAGUCAAUUUAAUUUUACUUCAAAAACAAUAAUUUCUACAGCAUCCGAAUUCCCUACAAUACCAUACACAGGGUAAUGGAUCAACCAACCAACCAACCAACCGUGGAAUCAGACACAACCUUGAUAACGCCACUCGAAUUCCAACCUUACGACUGGAUGACAGAAGCUAAAAUAUACAACAAGAACUUCUCCCUCAUACCCUCCAAAUGGCUCCUAGAUAACGCUGAUAUCCUAGUACUUUUGUUUACCGCGAGGAACGUGGACAAGAACGGAGUACUAGGGGAAUUCUUUGAAUACUACGAAAGUGCUAAACAAGUGAAUGUACCAAUAGAGGUUAUCUACAUACCUAUGGACGAGGAAAAGGAAGAUUUCCUCGCGAGCUUCCAAGACCAAGCUAAUUGGUUCACACUACUGUUUGACGAUCCUGAAAUCCUGGUACUUAAGCACAUGUACGGUAUCAGUUGUAUUCCCUACAUCAUUGUCACAGACACAUCUGGCAAUGUGAUAAGCUAUAACGGCAUACAAAAUUUGGAGCAGUACAAGAAGAAUGCAAUUUUAAGCUGGUUGCCCACUUCCAAUGGUAAUUUGAAAGAGCGUGUGUUCAAAGAUGAUGUGGCCAUGUAUGGCGAUAUUUGGGCUUACAAAGAUACUAGCCCAAGACUGAAUGCCAAAGAGAAAAAGGAGGAAAAGAUAAAAAGAGCCAAGAAUAUACUAUCCACUAGGAUGACAAGUCGUAGCGAUAAAGUCCCUUCAAAGUAUUCUGAAUUUUUUAACGCUUUGAGAGGACCUAGCAAUGUCCAAGAGGGUGGCUGCUACAGUCAAUAUAGUGCUUCUAAGCAACUUGAGAAUGAGAAUCAUUAAACAUAGCUAGUGCUACUGUCAUAGGCAAAUUUUGUUUUUAUGUUUCUUUUGACAAAUUUUUUAAAAUAUCUAGAUUAGUAUUUUUUCAAUAUUUCUGAAAAGACGUAAAACUGCUUAUAUGACUGUACCUAUCUCCACGAUACGGACCCAUUUUUCCAUCGUUCACGAUUUUGUGUAUAUAGAGGUAGGUACUUACACCUAGCGACACCUCUUGUCGAGUAGUACAACUAAAAUAUAAUUAAAGUACAAUGACAUAAAAAAGUGAAUAAAUAUCUCUUUUUGUUUUUUUUAAUAACAAUUAAUAAUAAUAAUAAAUAUGUACCUUUGCCUAUCUA
Molecule: messenger RNA, 1257 nt
Organism: Plutella xylostella (diamondback moth)
Lineage: Eukaryota; Metazoa; Arthropoda; Insecta; Lepidoptera; Plutellidae
Biological process (GO): negative regulation of protein ubiquitination; negative regulation of Wnt signaling pathway
Cellular component (GO): nucleus
Molecular function (GO): thioredoxin-disulfide reductase (NADPH) activity
Source: RefSeq, a predicted model, not a curated record